This is a messenger RNA of Suhomyces tanzawaensis NRRL Y-17324, 686 nucleotides long. Its product is annotated as mitochondrial 37S ribosomal protein bS21m. The coding region runs from base 1 to 510 and encodes 169 amino acids. Gene Ontology annotation, biological process: translation; mitochondrial translational initiation. Gene Ontology annotation, molecular function: structural constituent of ribosome. The transcript is spliced from 2 exons. Gene Ontology annotation, cellular component: ribosome; mitochondrial small ribosomal subunit. The record is from RefSeq and is a predicted model, not a curated record. NCBI's taxonomy places the organism in Eukaryota, Fungi, Ascomycota, Pichiomycetes, Serinales, Debaryomycetaceae.
AUGUCCUUCUUCGUUAGAGCACCUGCUCUCCUUUUCGGCAUAAAUUCUGCCCGUUUCAACUCCAGUUUUGACCAGUUGAACGCCGCUGUCAAACAGUCCAACAAAAAGGGAAGCCAGGAGAACGCCAGCACCGUGAGUGACAUCAACGACUUGUUGAACAGCUCGUUAGAACUCCCAGAGACUUCGUACUUGGGCAAGAAGAACAACGAGUACGGACUCGGAAACAUGGUCCCCAACCCAAGAGACGUAGCCAAGAGCAUCCGUCAAAACGGCCCAAUCGCUGGAAGAACCGUGGACGUCCACUACAACAGUAUUGGCAAAGCUCUCUACAGCUUGAACGGCAUAAACAUCAACAACAAGAUCAGAUAUUUGCAGAACAUCCAGAGUAGGCACAUCCGUCCUGCCAAGUACACCAAGCAGAAGAGAAGAGAAUGGUGGAGACGUAAGUUCAGCGAUGGUUUCAAGGAAUUGAUGGGCCAGGUCCAAGACGCCAGAAGAAGGGGUUACUAGACGGGAGUUGUGUGGAGCUAGAGCGACUCUGGGGAAGAGCACAUUAUUUUAAUAUUUCGGCACUAUGACAGCUGGAUGAGUCGUGUGGCGGGCCUGCCUAAUCAGCAGUGACUGACACAGGUCUGUGGUUCUUGUAUAUAUAGACUAAUAAAAGGUCAAGUGAGAAAAUAAGAAAU